Molecule: messenger RNA, 1172 nt
Organism: Stegodyphus dumicola
Lineage: Eukaryota; Metazoa; Arthropoda; Arachnida; Araneae; Eresidae
Product: corticotropin-releasing hormone receptor 2-like
Biological process (GO): cell surface receptor signaling pathway; adenylate cyclase-modulating G protein-coupled receptor signaling pathway
Cellular component (GO): plasma membrane
Molecular function (GO): peptide hormone binding; G protein-coupled peptide receptor activity
Source: RefSeq, a predicted model, not a curated record
CCAGCUAUAUGCAUCGGUCUUUGGUGCUUGUUCAUGUCAUAUUACCACAACACUCAUUGCUGGUCUGGAUAUGGAAGUCAGACGUACAUCUGGUUUAUUACAGGACCCAUGAUAGCAGCACUCAUGGUGAACAGUGUAUUUCUUGUGGAUAUUAUACGUAUUUUAGUGACAAAACGCUUAGCAAUUCAAACAGUGGAAACAACCCAUGUGAAGAAGGCCGUGAAAGCAACUGCUCUUUUGUUUCCUCUACUCGGAAUACCCCAUCUAUUAUUCUGCAUUAACCCCAAAGACAACGGCACUUUGGAAGAGGCUUAUAUGGUGGUCAAUGCUUUCGUCAAAUCAUCUCAAGGUCUUUUCGUAUCUGUUUUGUAUUGCUUCAUGAAUGCAGAUGUUCAAAUGGCACUGAGGAAAGCAUACAUGAGAUCUGUGGCACAACGGAACCCAAACUAUAGGUCUAAUUGCCGAAGAGGAUUGUCCCAGACGUCCGGCACUUACCUCUCGUCCCAGUCUGAAGCAUCUUGCCACAACAUCGAUGCAAGCAGAAAGAAAAGAGCUCCUUCUAGAGCAGUCCUUCGACUUCAUGAAAUGUCCUGCAACCAAGAAACGAAAAGCAGAAUAGAAGCAACAACUGUUAUUUUCUGAAUCACGUGAAAACUCAGUUUAAAGAAGAUAAAAUAUUUCCAUAUUUAAAGAAGAUAAAAUAUUGCUGGAACAUUUCCAAAGACCGAGCACGUUUUACUGAAUAAGCAUCUCCAUUAAAUACUUCAUUUUGUGUGGGUUAAAGGAUAUUAUAAUAAAACAAUAUUCUUAUAAAAUAAAAAUCUGAAACAUAAGUCCAAAACAUACCAAUGGAGAAAUAUGGUGAAGUUCAAAUACUUUGUAAGUCUUUAACAGAGCGUGAGUUAAUAGAAAUCAACAAUUAGUGUUUAAUAGUUCCCUACUUAAUCGUGAAAUGGCUAACUAUUUUAUAUUAAAAACUAAUGUCUGCCAAAUUCCUUUUAAAUGAUUAUUAUAAUAAGUAAAUGUGUAAAUAUUUUUCCGUCGUUAGAAAACUUGUCUAAUUUUCCGAAAUAUUUCCUUAGACGUUUUGGCUAGUGUGACUCCUAAAAAUGCUGCUGAAUUCUGAAUGGUAGUUUAUCUUUCAUGUAUAUACACAAUAUCAUUAAAGUCCA